AUGGGUGGAGCUGUGUCCCAGUUCGCUGCCAGCUUCGGGAACUCAUGGAAAGUUCCUGAUCAGCAGAAUGAAGACUGCAGCGAUGCGGCAGAGCUUGGUCACAGCUGCGAUGUCUCAGGGGACGCCGCUCUGCGCAAGCAGGCAGAAUCCGUGUGUCACCGACUGCUGGAAAACCCCUUCACACACUGCCACCCCCGGUUGGACCCAGCAGCAUACGUCGACACCUGUCUUUACCUGUACUGCAGCCUGCCACCCAAAGAGAGGGAUGGGGCGGUGUGUGACACGCUGGCCAGCUACGCCCGGGAGUGUGCCCAACAACACGUCAUCAUCGUAUGGAGAACAGCCACACUCUGUGGUCGUGUCUGUCCCAGAGGCCAGUUGUUUUCGGACUGUGUGUCCUCCUGUCCCCCCAGCUGCGCAUCUCCCCAACCCCCGGGGCCGGCUGCAGCCGUCGGCCAGUGCAGGGAGGAGUGUGUGGGGGGCUGCGAGUGUCCGCCGGGCCUCUACGUUCACCAAGGACUCUGUCUAAAAAGAGACGAUUGUCCUUGUUUCCAUCGCAGACGCACCUACCAGUCGGGGGACAGGAUACAGCAGAGAUGCAACAGCUGUGUCUGCCGAGCAGGCCAGUGGCAGUGUACGGGGGAGAAGUGUGCUGGCCAGUGCAGCCUGAUGGGGGCGCUGCAGGUGACCACCUUUGACAAAAAGAGGUACUCACUUCAGGGUGGAGACUGUCACUUCACUGCUGUGGAGGACUUUGUUGACAGGAAGCUUGUGGUGAAGGUGCGCUGUGGCGAGUGUACUGCAGGAGGAGGAGGGGGAGGAGGGGGAGGAGGCCUGGGUUGUCUGAGGGAGAUGUCAGUCACAGCACUCCGCACCACAGUCACUAUCACAGACACUGGUACGGUGAUGUUGAAUGGCCAGAGAGAGGCCUUGCCUGUGGUGACAGGAGACCUGGUUGUGCGCAGGGCCUCCUCGUCGUUCCUCCUCGUCCAGACUUUUGGAGCCCAGCUACUCUGGUAUCUGGAUGGACCCUUAGCCCUCAUCACAUUGCAGCCUGGGUUUGCAAACAAGGUGCGUGGCCUAUGUGGAACGCUGACCUGGAGCCAGCAUGAUGAUUUCACCACCCCAGAAGGAGACGUGGAGAACAGCGUGUCAUCCUUUGCCGGGAAAUUUACAUCAGAGCGCUGUACUCUGCCUGAAGGGGCUCCACCCGACCCCUGCACCACAUACACCCAGAGGAGAUCCUAUGCAGAGACAGUGUGCUCCAUCAUUCACAGCCCUGUCUUUCAGGGGUGUCAUGACGUGGUGGAGAGGGAGCCAUAUUUCCGUCUUUGUCUGUCAGAGGUUUGUGGCUGCACUCCACAGAAGGCCUGUCACUGCACAGUCCUCACUGCCUACGCACGGCAAUGUGCUCAGGAAGGCGUCGCGGUCCAGUGGCGCAACCACACCUUCUGCCCGGUCCAGUGUUCAGGGGGUCAGGUGUACCAGGAGUGUGGUCGUGCAUGCGGGGGCUCCUGUUCAGACCUGCGACAGAGCUGGAGCUGCGAUGACGGCGGUGGAAUUGGCCUUAGGAUGUGUGUUCCAGGUUGCCAGUGUCCACCAGGAUUAGUGCAGGACCACCAGAGCCAGUGUGUGCCCGUCGCCAUGUGCCCCUGUGUGCAAGAAGACAAGACGUACCGACCAGGGACUGUCAUUGAGAACAACUGUAAUACAUGUGUCUGUGAGCAGGGGAAGUUUAACUGCACUCAGGAGCCCUGUGAGGAGGUGAACCCAUGUCCAGGCUCUCUGGUCUACUCUCCACGCUCCUGCCUCCUCACCUGCUCCAGCCUGGACCCCCCUGGUCAACAGCAGGGGCCCAGACUAGUUGGACAGUCGGGCUGCAAAGAGCCCCUGUCUGGUUGUGUCUGUCCCCAGGGAACUGUCCUCCUAGGUGACCGCUGUGUUCUGCCAGACGAGUGCCCGUGUCACCACAAUGGUCGACUUUACUACGGCAACGACACCAUCACCAAAGACUGCAACACAUGUGUCUGCAAGGAGCGCCGCUGGAAUUGCAGCCAGUUGGCUUGUGCUGGCGUGUGCGUGGCAACGGGGGAUCCACACUACGUGACAUUCGAUGGCCGCUGUUACUCUUUCCUGGGUGACUGCCAGUACGUGCUGGCAAGGGAGACCAGUGGUUUGUUCAGUGUCACGGCAGAGAACGUGCCCUGCGGGAGCACUGGGGUCACCUGCACAAAGUCGGUCACCCUCAGCCUGGGAAAUACCGUCAUACACCUGCUGAGAGGUAAAGCUGUCACAGUAAAUGGGAUGCCAGUUAGUCUACCAAAGUCCUAUAGUGGCAGUGGUCUGUCUUUGGAACAAGUCGGCCUGUUUGUCUCCCUCUCCUCUCGACACGGGGUCACUCUGCUUUGGGAUGGGGGUAUGCGUGUGUACGUGCGUCUCGCUGCUCACCUGCGGGGUCGGGUCGGGGGCCUGUGUGGUAACUUUGACGGGGAUACGGAGAACGACUUCACAACGCGGCAGGGCAUCGUGGAGUCUACGGCUGAGCUUUUUGGAAACUCUUGGAAGGUCAGCCCCUCCUGCCCUGACGUGGAAGAUCAGGACAUGCGAGACCCCUGUGCUCUGAACGCCCACAGAGUGACAUGGGCCAGGAAAAGGUGUGCCGUCCUGACCCAGGAACUCUUCUCUCAGUGCCACCCUGAGGUGCCCUUCCAGCAGUAUUAUGACUGGUGUGUCUUUGAUGCUUGUGGAUGUGACUCAGGUGGAGACUGUGAAUGUCUCUGCACAGCCAUUGCUGCCUACGCUGAAGAGUGUAACCGCCGAGGAGUCUACAUCCGUUGGAGGUCCCAGGAGCUCUGUCCUCUGCAGUGUGAGAAUGGGCUGGUGUACAAUCCGUGCGGCCCUGCUUGCUCUACCUCUUGUCCCAGUGUUCAGCAGAGUCCACACUCCCAGUGUGAUGCCCUCUCUUGUGUGGAGGGCUGUUUCUGCCCCGCUGGCACCGUCCGACAUGGGGACAGCUGUGUUGUUCCCACUGUGUGUCCAUGUGAGUGGGACGGCUCUAUGUUUCCACCAGGAUCCACCAUCACUCAAAACUGCCAGAACUGCUCCUGUGAGGAUGGCGCGUGGCAGUGUGGGGGCGUGGCCUGCCCUCCCCCCUCCCCUCCCUGUCUCGAGUCGGAGUUCACCUGUGCGCGGGGGAGAUGCGUCCCCUCCCAGUGGGUGUGCGACAACGAGGACGACUGCGGCGACGGCUCAGACGAGGUCUGUCCGUCGUCGUCCACCUGCUCCCCCGACCACUUCCGCUGUAGCAGCUCGCCAAGUGGACCAUGUUUGAAUCCGGCUCUGCGUUGUGAUGGCCACCCAGACUGUGCUGACCAAUCUGACGAGGAGUUCUGUGGACCUACCACCCCGGCGCCCCUGUGCCCACCGGGGGAGUUUCAGUGUGCCAACGGGAAGUGUCUGCCGGCCAGUCGUGUGUGUGAUGGACGGCUGGACUGUGGCUUUGCCGAUGCGUCUGAUGAGCAAGACUGUGGUGUGGUGUGUGACGAAGGGGAGUUCCUCUGUGCCGGAGGACGUUGCAUUCUCUACCUCCACCGCUGUGACGGUCAUGAUGAUUGCGGGGACCUCAGUGAUGAGAGGGGGUGUGUGUGCGCACCAGGGGAAUUUCAGUGCCCAGGGGAUCAGUGUGUUCCUGCGGACAGUGUGUGUGAUGGAAACAGAGACUGCCCCUCUGGAACAGAUGAGGCUGUCUGUCCAAGCAAAGUGACCUGUGCUCCUGACCAGUUUGCCUGUAGCGAUGGCACAUGUGUUGCCUCAACUAAGCUGUGCGAUGGGACGUCAGACUGUCCAGGUGGAGAUGAUGAGAACAGAACAAUUUGCUACACCGUCAUCAUAACACCGCCACAACCACACGUCACCCCGACUGUGCCCACAUCAGCUUGUAGAUCAAAUGAGUUCAGCUGUGCCACCGAAGGGCAGUGUGUGCCUCGGGCCUGGCGGUGUGAUGGGGAGACGGACUGUAUGGAUGGGAGUGAUGAGCAGCAGUGUAUCACCCCCUGUGGCCCUGGCCAGGUUCUGUGCCUGAGUGGGGACCAGUGUGUUGACUACCAGCAUCUCUGUGACAGGACUCCACAUUGCAGGGAUGCCUCAGACGAGAGCAUAGACAACUGCGGCUCUACCCAGAUACCUCCCUGCCCAGGCAGCUUCUCGUGUGACAACCGCACCUGUGUGAACAUGACACAAGUGUGCAACAGCAUCCCAGACUGUCCACGGGGCGAAGAUGAGUUGGUGUGUGAUAAAACCGUCUCACCAAUGCCCCCCGGGAGUAGAAACACCACUGUCUCCUGCCCUGAAUUCACCUGUAUGGAGGGAUUCUGUAUCCCCUUCAACAUGGUUUGUAAUGGUGUGGCAGACUGCCCAGACACUUCACUAGCACCACUUCAAGGCCCUGCAGAUGAACAGGACUGUAGAACUUGGAGCUCCUGGGGUCCCUGGAGCCCCUGCAGCACCUCUUGUGGUACAGGCUCCAUGAGCCGGCAGAGAACCUGCCCUACAGGAGACCUGCUGCGCCAAUGUCUGGGACAGGAUGUCCAGAGGCAGCAGUGCUUCAACACCACCUGCCCAGUGGAUGGUCAGUGGCUGCCCUGGGUGAACUGGUCAAACUGUUCCAGUGGCUGUGGUGGAGUGCAGGUUCGACACAGAGGUUGCAUCCCUCCUCGCUACGGAGGCCGAGACUGUUCUGAGCUCCCUGGACCAUCCAAUCUGGCAAUGGAAAUCAAGCCUUGUCCCGACGAUGGAUGUGCCAACACCAGCUGUCCCACUGGGCUGGUGACACACAACUGCGCUCCCUGUCCAGUCUCCUGCGCCCACAUCACAAGUGUGACAACCUGUGAUUCCACAGCACCCUGCUUCUCAGGUUGCUGGUGUCCAGAGGGCCAGGUGAUGAGCCAUAUGCAACAGUGUGUAUUACCAGAGGAGUGUGUAUGCGAGGUGGCAGGCGUGCGCUACUGGCCAGGCCAGCAGAUGAAAGUGGACUGUGAAAUUUGCAUUUGUGAGAGAGGAAGGCCUCAGAGAUGUCAGCCCAACGCAGAUUGCUCAGUGCAUUGUGGCUGGUCGUCGUGGUCUGAGUGGGGAGAGUGUUUGGGACCCUGUGGUGUCCAGAGUGUCCAGUGGUCUUUCCGCAGCCCAAAUAACCCCGUCAAGUACGGAGACGGGAGAACGUGCAGAGGAAUUUACAGGAAAGCUCGCAGGUGUCAGACAAACCCCUGUGAUGAGUGCGAGUACCAGGGUCAGACCCAUACUGUCGGAGACAGGUGGAGGUCCGACCACUGCCAGUUAUGCCACUGUCUGCCCAACCUUACAGUGCAGUGUUCUCCCUAUUGUCCACACACUGUCACUGGAUGCCCACAGGGUCAAAGUCUGGUGCCUGGAGAGGGAGACAGGUGUUGUUACUGCCAAGGAGAUAAUGACACAAUUCUUGUGACAGUGACUCCUGCCACCGUGACCUCCGAGCCAGCAGAGGGUACUACACCCCUGGUUCCCACAUAUCCACUUCCUCCUGGAGAUGAGUGUUGGGCUCCUCUGGGUGUCCAGACUCUGCCGGCCUCAAGUUUCAGUGCCUCAUCACAGCAGACUGGUCAUCCCCCCGAGGCAGCUCGCCUCCAUGGAUGGGACCCCCACAGAGACCUCCAGGGCUGGAGUCCAGAACCAGAGGAAUAUAAGGACCUACCACAGCGGAGCCCUGGCGGACACAGUAGCAACACACAAAGCCCAUACCUGCAGAUAGACCUGCUGAAACCAUUCAACAUCACUGGUGUGUUAACACAGGGCGGUGGUGUGUUUGGCACAUUUGUGUCCAGCUUUUACAUUCAGUUCAGCCAGGACGGCAGACAGUGGCACACUUACAAAGAGCUCAUCACCGAUGCCCGACCCAGAGCCAAGGUUUUUCUCGGUAACCACGAUGAUCGAGGGGUGGCUGAGAGCAAACUGGACAGGAUAGUGUCGGCUCAGUUUGUCCGCUUGCUGCCACAUGAUUUUCAGAAUGGCAUCUACCUUCGACUUGAGAUUAUGGGCUGUGGUGAUGGUUAUCAGUGGUUAACUACCUCCACUCCUCCCUCACCAGUCUCCCCAGUGGGUGGCUGCAGAGGGAAGGAGUUCCAGUGCCAAAAUGGACGCUGUGUGCCAGCAGGUCCACUGGGAGUUGUCUGUAAUGGCGUCAAUGACUGUGGGGAUGGAUCAGAUGAGAUGCACUGUGGUAAACAGCCCUCCACUACUGCCACCAGUCCACGCAGCUGCCCUGCUGGGCAGUUUUCUUGUCCUCCACCAGGGGGCUGCAUCGAGGCAGGGCAACGAUGUGACGGUAUCUUGCAUUGUCCAAAAGGAGAGGAUGAGAUUGGCUGCCACCCCCAUGAUAACAUUACUACCCAGUCAGACAGACCGUACACCCCCACCCCUGCUCCUCUCAGGACUCCCUCCAUGGCUGCUAUCACUCACCCUGCUGUAACAUCAGCAGAUGGUGUCCCAGGAUAUCGGGGCAUCUGCUCCUCUCCCCUUGGACUGGAGGAUGGGAGUAUUAGAUACGGUCAGCUGACCUCAUCUUCCCACCGUGAGAACAACCCUGCUGACGCUGGACGACUAAACAUCGUCCCCAACGUUCAGGUUAUGGAGCCUGGAUGGAGUCCUUUGCCUACAGAUGCCCAGCCAUAUUUUCAGGUGGACUUCCUGGAGCCCAUGUGGGUAUCAGGGGUAGUGACACAGGGUGGUGAACGCAUGUGGGGUUACCUCACGAAAUACCGCCUGGCCUUCGCGCUACACAGCAGCCUCUUCACAGAUUACACUGACAAUGGGAAGCCUGGUGGCCCUGCUAAGGUGUUUGAGGUGAGGAUGGUGGGCAGGACUCCUGUGACCCGUUGGCUGGAUCGGCUGGUCAGAGCUCGCUACCUGCGCAUCAUCCCUGUGGAGUUUAGACACACAUUCUACAUGCGUUUUGAGAUCAUUGGAUGCAGAGGAGAUGAGCUUGUGACCCCCAGCAGCGUCACCUCGCCUCCCUCUGGUGGUGGAAAAGUGACUGUGCAGCGCUGUGAACCAGGCCAGUUUGCAUGCCAGCACAGCGAGCAGUGCGUCUCUGUCUCCGUGUUGUGUGACGGUCGACCGGACUGCAAGGACCACUCUGACGAAAUCAAUUGCGGUACAGCUCCAACCAGAGGCUCUCCAGGGCUGCACAACCAGACCAGCUCUGUGGGGAGACCAGGUUUCCAUGGUGACAGUACAACAGGUGCCCCAGGUCUCCAUACCACCAGGUCCCAAGGUGGCCUUCCCGGUGUCGCUACUUCAGGGGUCACGGGUCAACCUGGACUUCAGAAGACCACAAUUCCAAGCCAUUUGACCACCAAACCUUCAAUCUACCCAGGGGUCACAACAGGUCAGCCUGGGCUGCACCUCACUACAACCCUUAGCUCUGGAAGACCUGGUCUACAAACCACAAAAGCCCCGUGGAUCACCACAGCUCCUGAUGAUGGGGGUCUACCCAGAGUGCUUUGCGUGGAAGGCCAGUUUGCAUGCCGUACAUUUGGCUGUGUGGAAGCUGCGCAGGUGUGCGACGGCAGACGGGAUUGUUUGGACGGGUCAGAUGAAGAACGCUGCGGCACCACAGCCAGACCAGUGGUGACUUCAGUGCGACCCCUGGUGCCCAGUCCAUGUUCUCCCAAGCAAUUCCCCUGUGAGAGUGGGGAGUGUGUUCACCUGGACCGCAGAUGUGACCUGCAGAGGGACUGCACGGAUGGGUCAGAUGAGAGAGACUGUGUGGGCUGCAUCAUGUCCUCGUGGACAGCUUGGAGUGCCUGCAGCGUGUCCUGCGGUCUGGGCUCCUUGUUUCGGCAGAGAGACAUACUGAGGGAGGCUCUGCCUGGAGGGGACUGUGGUGGGGCCCAGUUUGACAGUCGAGCCUGUUUCCCACGAGCAUGUCCAGUUGACGGCCAUUGGUCAGAGUGGACAGAGUGGUCGGAGUGUGAUGCUCAGUGUGGAGGUGGCAUCAAGCACCGGAACAGAUCCUGCUCCGCUCCUCCUCCUAAGAACGGUGGGCGAGACUGUGAGGGCAUGACCCUGCAGAGCCAGAGCUGCAACAGCCAGUCCUGCACAAAAGACACUGACACACAGACGGGCUGCGUCAACGGCAUGUUGCUGGUGACUGACGCCGACUGCCAGGCGGGAAGAGUUGGGCCUUGUCCUCCUACCUGCGCACAUCUCAGCUUGACCAACAACUGCACUGCAGCUUGUACACUGGGGUGUCGCUGUCCCGAGGGUCUGUUCCUUCAGGAGGGGCGAUGUGUAAAUGCCAGCCGAUGUGUCUGUCACUGGGAUGGCCAAACACUGCAGCCAGAACAGACGUUCAGCAGGGACCAGUGUACAACAUGUGUGUGCCGAGAGGGACAAGUCACCUGUGACACAUCCAGCUGUGUGGCGAGCUGUCACUGGUCAGCCUGGUCGUCAUGGUCACCAUGUGAUGUUAGCUGUGGUCUCGGGCUACAGCAGCGCUACAGGUCCCCAGUGAACCCACCAGAAGCAGUCAGAGUCCAGCCCUGUCCAGGAGACUCCACUGAGGCCCGUAGCUGCUCCAACCCCUGCCUCCCUGUGCUGCCAGACGGAGUUUGGAGUAAAUGGACUGGGUGGUCAGAGUGCAGUAAGACGUGUUUCAACCUCGUAGAUGAGGUGGGAAUCAGACGGCGAUUUCGCAGCUGCAACCAGACACUCCCAGCGUUCAACUCCACGCGCUCCGGUUGUGAUGGGGACAGCGAGGAGCAAGAGCCGUGCAAUACAGUACACUGUCCAGUGAAUGGUGGCUGGUCGGCAUGGACACAGUGGUCUCAGUGUUCAUCCGAGUGCGACUCUGGUGUUCAAACAAGAGAGCGAUUCUGCAGUUCACCCUCACCACAGCAUGGGGGCAGCAGCUGCCCUGGGCCACACAUACAAACAAGAGACUGCAACUCCCACCCCUGCUCAGGUGUGUGUCCAGAGGGCAUGGUGUACCUCACAGCAGCCGAGUGUGACGCUCAUGGUGGUGCAUGUCCGCGUGUCUGUUUGGACUUGACCUCCACAGAGGUGCAGUGUGCCACUGCGUGUUAUGACGGCUGCUACUGUGCCCCGGGCUUCUACCUGCUGAACGACAGCUGUGUGCCCUUAGCACGAUGCCCGUGUUACCAUCAGGGGGAGACGCAUCCAGCCGGUGCCACCCUGCCUGUCGACGCCUGCAAUAACUGUACCUGCACUAACGGAGAAAUGGAGUGUGGAACGGCUCCUUGCUCUGUGGACUGUGGCUGGAGCAGCUGGACCCAGUGGAGCACCUGUAGUCGAACUUGUGAUGUUGGAGUGAGGAGGAGGUAUCGUUCAGGAACUAAUCCUCCUCUGGCAUUUGGAGGUCGUCCUUGCAAAGGAGACAGAGUGGGAAUCGAUACCUGCAGCAUUGAACCCUGCUUCGGUGUGAAGGAGCCAUGGAGCGCAUGGUCAGAGUGCUCCGUGACAUGUGGAGGAGGGUACAGGACCCGAACCCGCGGGCCAAUUCGAAUCCACGGCACUGCUCAGCAGUUCAGCGCCUGUAAUCUACAACCCUGUGGUGAUGGCCGAGUGUGUCCUCCAGGCCAGGAGUGGACGCAGUGUGUGAGGGGGGCAGUGUCAUGUACAGACCUCGCAAUGGACCUCAGCAGGAACUGCACACCGGGCUGCCAGUGUCCACAAGGGACUGUCAAACAGGACGGUGUGUGUGUACAAGAGUCUGACUGCCGCUGUGACAUGGAUGGGGAGCAGUACAAACCAGGAGACAUUGUCUCCACAGACUGCAACAACUGUACAUGUGAAGCAGGAAGGCUGGUGAACUGCUCUCAAGACAACUGCAAUUUGGAUGGCCAGUGGUCCAUGUGGACUCCUUGGGGUCAGUGUUCAGUGUCGUGUGGAGCCGGUCUCCAGUCUCGGUACCGGUUCUGUUCUAGUCCCCAGCGCUCUGGCAGCGGCCUGCCAUGUCUAGGAGCUCACAGAGAGGACCAAGUCUGCGUCGGCCCCCCCUGUGACCGUGACGGAGGGUGGGGUGAGUGGAGUAACUGGACGGAUUGUACCAAGUCCUGUGGUGGGGGUAUUCAGAGCCGGAGGAGAGAGUGUGACAGUCCCAGUCCAGAGGGGGAGGGAAAUUACUGUGAGGGUCUGGGAACUGAGGUUGUAGCCUGUAACACUGACCAUUGUCCAGUUGCACCAUGUUCUCAGGUUCCAGGCACAGCGUUCAGUAGCUGUGGUCCCUCCUGCCCUCGCUCCUGUGAUGACCUGGCACACUGUGAGUGGCGAUGUGAGCCAGGCUGCUACUGUACAGAGGGAAAGGUCCUGUCUGCUAACGGGACCGUCUGUGUGGAGAAAGAAGACUGUCCCUGCCUGGACCUCGACACUGGACACUGGCUGGAGCGAGGAGAGACCACCCAAGCCCGUGAUGGAUGUAACAACUGCACCUGUGAAGGUGGGAGGCUCAACUGCACUACAUUUAACUGUCCAGUGUCAGGUCAAUGGUGUGAGUGGUCAGAGUGGACUCCCUGCUCCAGGACCUGUGGGGCAGAGUCAGUGUCCCGCUACAGGAGCUGUGGCUGUCCCGAGCCCAAGGGUGGAGGAGCAGCCUGCUCUGGAGAACAGGAGAUACACAACGGGGUCGGAGUUCAAAUCCAGAGACAGCCCUGCCCCGUCAUCUCCUUCUGUCCUGUCCAUGGUUCAUGGAGUCCCUGGUCGACGUGGUCGGACUGUGAUGAGUGCGCCGGCUCGUCCACGCGCACCAGGGAAUGCAACAGUCCUCCUGCCAGGUUUGGUGGUCUGCCCUGUCUCGGAGAGAGCAGGCAGAGCCGCGGUUGCCAUGACAACAUCACCGUCUGCUCAGACUGCGGUGGAGGCCAGGAAGAGUGGCCUUGUGGGAAGCCCUGUCCUCGCUCCUGUUCGGAUCUCCAUGGUGACACAGUGUGCCUGGAUUCCCCUGGGUGCAGCCGCACUUGCGGUUGUCCAGGUGACAUGGUUCUGCAGGACGGAGUGUGCGUGGCCAGGGAGGAGUGUCGCUGUAAAUACCACAACAGCUCUGCCACAGGAGGCCUAGAUUCCAGUAAUGCAUCAUGGGUAUGGCCUGGUGGAUCUGAUUGGCAGUUUGCAAAUUCAGGAGACAGCAUCAUUAGUGACUGCAAAAACUGUUCAUGUGAAGCUGGGGUUCUGCAGUGUCAGUCGGUGCCCGGUUGCAACGUCGACGGUGGCUGGAGCCAAUGGGCAGCCUGGACCGAGUGCUCGCUUCCUUGUGGAGGAGGAGUCAAUUUCAGGAGACGACAGUGUGAUAAUCCAUCUCCUCAGAGUGGUGGAAGAGGCUGCCUGGGAGUCGCUGAGCAGCAGAGAGACUGCAACAUACACCUGUGCACAGACUCCGUGGGCCCGUGGCUGCCCUGGUCUCAGUGGUCUGUGUGUUCGGUCAGCUGUGGUGGAGGGCAGCAGUCCCGCUCUCGUCUCUGCAGCUCUCCACCGUGCAGUGGCCUCAGUCGCCAGAGCAAGACGUGCAACACCCAGGUCUGUCUUGAGGUGGGCUGCCCACCUGGCAGGCUGUACAGGGAGUGUGAACGAGGUGAAGGUUGUCCGUUCAGCUGCGCUCAGGUCAGCGGCAGAGAGGGCUGCUACUCAGAUGGCUGCGAGGAAGGCUGCCACUGCCCUCUGCUCACCUACCAACACCAUGGAGUCUGCCUGCAGGAGUGUCCAUGUCUGGUUGACAAAGAGUUUCUGGCAUCUUUGAAGAGUGUCUCUGUCUCGCCGGUCUCAUCUCUGCUCCUCUACAACAUCUCUGAGGGAAUGGAACUUCAGCCUGGAGACACGCUGGUCCAUGACUGCAGCACAUGCGGCUGUGAACACGGCCGGUGGAAUUGUUCCUUGGAGCAUUGCCCAGUUGAUGGUGGCCUGUCUCCCUGGGGCCCCUGGAGCCCAUGCUCACUGUCCUGUGGAGGUCUGGGACUGAAAACCCGCUUCAGGGGCUGCACUCAGCCUGCCCCAGCCCACGGAGGAAGAGAUUGCCAGGGUGCUCGCCAGGAAACCACCUACUGCCAGGCCCCUGACUGCCCAGUCAUUAUUGGUCCUACAGAAGAACCAGUAUUACCAGAUGAGGAUGCCGGCUUCUCUCCCUGGUCCUUGUGGAGUCCCUGCACCAAGACCUGCACCGAUGCUCUCAGGCCGGCCAUGAAGUCCCGUCAUCGACAGUGUGUAAAACCCCCCUGCUCUGGAAGCUCUCACCAAGAGAAGGCCUGUAACCUGCCCCAGUGUCCAGACGGAGACGAGGUGUGUGUGGGAGCAGACUGUGCGACGAGGAACUGUUCGUGGACAGAGUGGGGGGAGUGGAGCUUCUGUUCGCGGUCUUGCGGCGUGGGUCAGCAGCAGAGGAUCCGAACCUUCCUCAGCCCCGGGACCAAUGGCUCGUGGUGCGAAGACAUCCUCAGAGGGAACCAGGAGCAGCGCUUCUGCAACAUCAGGCCCUGCAGAGUGGACGGAGGCUGGUCCCGGUGGAGCCCCUGGUCCCGCUGUGACAAGCGAUGUGGCGGCGGGCGCUCAAUACGCACUCGCUCCUGCUCCAGCCCUCCACCCAAGAACGGUGGAAAAAAGUGUGUCGGAGAGAAGAACCAGGUCAAGCCCUGCAACACCAAACCCUGUGACGAGAAAGGUUGCCCGCCGGGCCAGGAGUUCGUGAUGUGUGCCAACCAGUGUCCUCAGCGCUGCGCAGACUUCCAGCAGGGCAUCGAGUGCCAAGGCAACACCGAUUGUCAGCCCGGCUGUCGCUGCCCUGAAGGCCAGUUGCAGCAGGAUGGGAUGUGUGUGCAGCUCUGGCAGUGUGACUGUGUGGACUCGAUAGGACAAAUUUGGGCGGCCGGUAGCUGGCAUCAGGCGGACUGUAACAACUGCAGCUGCUCUGAUGGACAGCUCCUCUGCACCAAUCACAGCUGCCAGGCAACGUGUGUCUGGAGCUCCUGGUCCAGUUGGGCCUCAUGCAGCGUUACCUGUGGGCAGGGCCAGAGAACCAGAUACAGGUCUAUGGUCCCAGAGACUGAAGGAGCAGAUUGCCAGUUUGAGGAAGUCCAGCAUAAAUCCUGCAACCCAGGAUCCUGCCCACCCCUCUGUAUCCAUGACAACCAGGAACUCGGCAUAGGACACACCUGGCUGCAGGGAGAGUGUAAACAAUGCACAUGUACCCCGGAGGGAGAUUACUGCCAAGACAUUGAUUGCAGAGUGGACGGUGGUUGGACGCCCUGGUCAGUUUGGUCUGACUGCUCAGUGACCUGCGGACUAGGGGCACAGGUUCGAACCCGUGCCUGCAUCAACCCCCCACCACGAAACAAUGGGUCUCACUGCAGUGGGCCAGAGAGAGAGACCCAGGAAUGUCAUACUCUUCCUUGUCUGGAUGACCUUUGUCCCUGGUCGCCAUGGUCCCCAUGUUCCCGGAGCUGUGGUGCGGGGUCUGUGUCACGUCGCAGGGCGUGUGUGUGUGAGGAGGGUGGAGAUUCGGCAUGUCCCACUGAGAUUGAGGCUGAGAGGAACCGAGAGGAGACGCAGCUGUGUUACAAACAGCCCUGUCCCGGCUGCCCAAUGUCAGAGUGGAGCGUUUGGUCUCAGUGCUCCUGUGCCUCUCAGAGGCAGCAGCGCUACCGUGUUGCCCUGUCCCCGGCCACCAGGGGGCAACCGUGCACUCCUGUUGAAACGCAGAGCAGAACAUGUGGCCUCAGUCAGUGUGGUGACUGUGAAGCCCCGUUCGUAUACUCGGACUGCGGUGCACCCUGUGAGAAGCAGUGUGCGCUGCUGGGCCAAGGAGAUCUCUGUUUAGGUGUCAGGGAGUGUACACCCGGCUGCUACUGCCCGAAGGGCCUGCUGCAGCAGAACGGUAGCUGUGUUCCACCAGAGGAAUGUGGCUGCGUCCACCUGCAGCACCAAGCUUCAGGGCAACCACCCACACCUGUUACUGUCCCCGAGGGCUCCACUGUCACAUUAGGCUGCAGUACCUGCCUCUGCCAUGAUGGGACUUUGCAGUGUGACUUGAGUGAAUGUGAAGUCAUCAUCAGCGAGUGGUCAGAGUGGACCCCCUGUUCCCCCUGUGCACCCUCUUCCUCCCUGCAGAACAGCACUUUCCAGGACCAGGUCAGCAGUGGCACUAAAAUGGUCUCAAUCCAGCGGCGUUUCCGGGCUUGUUUGGACCUUGAUUCUGGUGUUCCUGUCACCAGAGAGGAGGAGGACAGCCAAUGUCCAGGGCCACUUGUGGAGGAGAGGCUUUGUCCAGAUGCUAACACCUGCAGAGAUCUGUGUCAGUGGAGUAUGUGGAGUUCCUGGACAGCUUGUGCUGACCCGUGCAGUGGUGGAGUCAGGCAGCGCUACCGGCGGCCAUUGGCCUCCCCUCUGGGACCUCGAUGUAGGAGCCAACAGACCCAAAGCCAGAGCUGCAACACGGGACUCUGCCUUGGUGAGCGUUGCGAGGACAGGGGGCGGACCUACCAAGAGAGCUGCGCCAAUCAGUGCCCUCGCAGCUGCACUGACUUAUGGGAGCAUGUUCAGUGUCUGCAAGGAGCCUGUCAUGCAGGUUGUCGGUGUCCGAAGGGACAGUUGCUGCAGGACGGUCGCUGUGUGCCACUAGAAGAGUGUCGGUGUGGUAUCCCAUCAGGCAAUGGGACGCUGGAGUUCCGUCCUAAAGAUGAGGUCACCGUGGACUGUAACACCUGUGUGUGUGAGAAUGGCACUCUGGUGUGCACCAAGCUUCCCUGCCCAGUUUAUGAGCCCUGGAGCACAUGGAGCUCCUGCUCAGCUUCCUGUGGACGUGGCCAGAGGACGAGAACACGCCUCUGCCAGGAAACGGAGGGAGGCCCCUCCUGUGCUGCCACCAAGCAGACGGAGAACUGUGACCUGCCAUCAUGUCCAGUGGGUUGUUUGUUGAGCGAGUGGUCGCCCUGGGCCGAGUGCAGUGCCACAUGUGGUGGUGGGUCGUCGAUGCGGAACAAGACGGUCCUCAGAGAGCCUGAGCCUGGUGCGACGGCCUGCGUUGGACCACUCGAACAGCACACCGUCUGUAACACCAACAGCUGCCUGCCUGAGUGUCCGAGCGGGCAGGUGUUCAGUGACUGUGCAGGUUCCUGUCCGUAUACCUGUGAGGACUUGUGGCCUCACACUCAGUGUCUACUUGGACCCUGCAGCCCUGGGUGUAGCUGCCCUCCUGGACAGUUGUUGCACGGAGGUUCAUGUGUGCCCCACGCUGACUGCCCCUGUUCAGCGCUCUCGCUGCCGACUGAUUACCAAAUCUUGAACGUCAGCACUGCGGAGAUCACAGACACUCUGCUUGCGCCUGGAACAGCCAUUCAGCACCUCUGCAAUACAUGUGUGUGCCAAGGUGGAGCGUUCAACUGUACUUCAGAGAGCUGUGAUGUUGACUGUGUGUGGUCCAGCUGGUCGGAGUGGAGUCCGUGCUCAGCCAGCUGUGGUUCGGGACGACAGAGCUCCACCAGAAGCGUCCUGCAGCCCAGCGAGUACGCAGGGGCCCCAUGUGAAGGCCCCCAGGAGCGCACCAAGACCUGCACGGCCCCUGACUGUGCCUGUCCUGAUGGGGAGCAGUGGAGGAGGAGCGUGUCAGAGGAGGUCCUGCUGUGUGAGAGGAGCUGCCAGGACAUUUACUCCUCCUUCCCUGUCAACUGCAGUCACGCUGAGGGCUGCGUGUGUCACGAGGGGCUCUAUCGAAACACGGAGGGUAUGUGUGUCAUCCCAGCCCUCUGCCCCUGCCAUGACCAGGGCAUCCUGAGAGAGGCAGGAUCCGAGUGGGAGGAAGGCUGCACGUCCUGCCGCUGUCUGAAUGGGAAGAAACACUGCCAGCUGAGGUGUCCUCCACUCCUCUGUGACGAGGGUGAGGUCAAGGUGGAGGAACCAGGCAGCUGCUGUCCAGUCUGCAGAAAGCAGUUUCCAGGCGAGCCCCUGCCGGAGUGUCGUCGCUUCAUGCAGGUCAGGAACAUCACCAAGGGGGACUGUCGGCUUGAUAACGUGGAGGUCAGCUUCUGCAGGGGACGCUGUCUGUCCAGGACUGACGUCAUCCUGGAGGAGCCAUAUCUGCAGUCGGUGUGCGAGUGCUGUAGCUACCGCUUGGAUCCCGACACCCCGGUGCGCUUCCUCAGCCUGCGCUGUGCGAACGGCGAGAGCGAGCCCGUCGUCCUGCCCGUCAUACACAGCUGCGAGUGCACCAGCUGUCAAGGAGGUGACCUGUCCAGACGCUGAUGGAAUGUGCUCGUGUGUUUGUGUGUAUGAACGCCAAGCCGAGCGAGAGCGCCACGCUGAGAGCCAGCUGGGGGACACGUGGAGGAUUUUGGGACGGAGAGAUGGAUGGACGUCCUGAACCAAGUCUCUGUUGAUGCCCACAUUAUUAUUCCGUAGUCCUUAGUCAUCAUAUGACUGGAUGCUACUGCUAAAGUCCCUGUUCUGAAACUCCUGUACAGCCUUUUUUUUCUACUUUGUAUUUAUAGAUUAAAAGACCUAUGAUACAAUCCAAAUAAGCUAUUAUGCAUUUAUAUAUAUUUUUCAUCUGUAUGUUUAAAGAUAACAAUGUAUAUGCGCCUACCGUCUUCUGUUAGUUGGAGUUUACAGUAAUUGGAUGUUUUACAUUUUUACAGUUUCAAGUACAUUUCCUGUGGACAGGUCAGUAAACGGUUUCUACACAUGAUGAAUUACUACUGGCUCUCUUUUCCCCCCAAAAAAAAAUUGUCCAUGGAUUUUUUUUGUUUGUGUAUCUUCGAACACUUUGUCCAGUCAGCAGCAGAAUGUCCCUUCUUCUCUAAUAUACAACCACUUUCAUAGGAAAAACAAGAUAAUCAAUAUAAUUUGUUCAAAUAGCUUUAACCCCUUGUGCAGUAAAACAUUAUAUUCAUAUUUAA
Molecule: messenger RNA, 16925 nt
Organism: Scophthalmus maximus (turbot)
Lineage: Eukaryota; Metazoa; Chordata; Actinopteri; Pleuronectiformes; Scophthalmidae
Gene: sspo
Product: SCO-spondin
Exons: 110
Coding region: 1-16272 (5423 amino acids)
Cellular component (GO): extracellular matrix
Molecular function (GO): protein binding
Source: RefSeq, a predicted model, not a curated record